Messenger RNA from Rhodamnia argentea, 3802 nucleotides. Its product is annotated as filament-like plant protein 7. The coding region runs from base 352 to 3519 and encodes 1055 amino acids. Lineage: Eukaryota; Viridiplantae; Streptophyta; Magnoliopsida; Myrtales; Myrtaceae. The record is from RefSeq and is a predicted model, not a curated record. The transcript is spliced from 6 exons.
AGCUCCACGUCACCUUCUCCCUCUUUGCACUUUCUCUCUCUACCAAACUCACUCUCUCUCUCUCUUCGAGUUUCUGGUUUUCGCUUUAGUUGAGUUCUCACUCUACAGCUACUGCCCGGCCAGGUUGAGUCGAUUGUCUGCAAUUGCGGUUGUCGGUGAGAUCGCGCCAUCGCUCGUUGUGUCGAUUCAUUAAAUUCGGAAAGGCAUUUCUUCUCUGGAUUGCGAUCUCCUACUGGACGACUACCUGCCUUUCUUUUUCUUCUUCUCGCUUCACCCCGAAAUCGAUGCUUCACGGACCUCGUACUGUCGCCGCCGCCUGCUGAUCGAUCCCAGAUACAUUUUUGCAAAGUGAUGGACCAUAAAGCAUGGCUUUGGAAAAAGAAAACUCCAGAGAAGACCAUUGCGAAUGAUCAAGUUGACCUCCCCCUAAAUGCAAACACGGAGCAGCAGGUACAGGUGGCUUCAAUUGAUAAAGCAGAGUUGGAGAAAGAAUUGAAACAUUUGACUGAUAAGCUUUCUUAUGUUCUUUCCGAAUGUAACACCAAAGACGAGCUUGUAAAAAAACAUGAAAAGAUGGCUCAAGAAGCUAUGGCGGGAUGGGAGCAAACGGAAACUGAAGUGGUUUCUCUAAGAAAGAGGCUAGAGGAAUCAUUGAAGGAGAGACUAGCUGGUGAAGAGAGACUCGCACAUCUUGAUGCAGCUCUGAAAGAAUGUAUGCAGCAACUGCAUUUUGUCAGAGAGGAGCAGGAAAAAAGAAUUCAUGAUGCUGUUAUGAAGACGUCAAAGGAGUUUGAAAAGUCCCAAGUAGUUUUGGAAGGGAAAUUAGAAGAAACAAACAAAAGGCUUGCCAAGAUGGGCAUUGAGAAUAGUCAUCUCAGUAAAUCUCUAGUAUCCAAGGAAAAAUUGGUUGAAGACUUAAAUAAACAGCGAAAGCGGGCUGAGGCAGAUAUUGGUAUCCUAAUGGCUAGACUCGAAUCCAUCAAGAAAGAUAAUAAUUCUCUCAAAUAUGAGGUCCAUGUUCUUGAGAAAGAGCUUGAGAUUCGGAAUGAGGAGAGAGAAUUCAAUCGUAGGACAGCUGAUGUGUCUCACAAGCAACACCUCGAGAGUGUGAAGAAAAUCGCAAAGUUAGAAUCAGAAUGUCAGAGGUUACGUCUAUUAGUUCGGAAAAGGUUACCAGGACCGGCAGCCGUAGCUAAAAUGAAAAACGAAGUUGAAAUGCUUGGAAGGGAUUCAGCCCGGACGAGGAAAAUAAAUACCGGGCAAAUAGGUUCCAUGUCAGACUUUGCAGUCGAUAACUGUCCUGAGACACCUAGUAAGAGAAUCAGCAUUCUCACAGAGCAGUUAAUUGUCAUGGAGGAAGGGAACAAAGCUCUCAAAGAAGCUCUAAGUAAGAAAGAAAGGGAACUUCAUAUCUCUAGGGUCCUGAAUGUUCACACAGGUUCCAAAUUACCACAGAUUGACUCACAGGUUGAAGGAUCACUAAAAGGUCAGAAGGGUGUGGACAUGACAAGGAACACUCAUUUGUCACAUGAACCAUCUCUGGCGUCAGUAUCUGAUAUUGGCAGUGAUGAUAAGGUAAGUUGUGCUGAAUCGUGGGCAACUGCUCUAAUUUCAGAAUUGGAGAAUGUCCGUAACGAGAAACAGAGGCGGUCGGUAUCCUCCAAAACUAUUGGAGCUUCUGAUAUCAGCUUAAUGGACGACUUUGUUGAAAUGGAAAAGUUAGCAAUUGUCUCUGCAGAUGAUAGAUCAAGGGCAGACCAGGAAUCCCAUUCCACUGGUACAAUCCUUGUUAACGUUCCUGAAUGGCUUCAACAGAUACUGAAAGUGGUUCUGGAGCAACAUCAGUCCACUGAAAGACGCCUGGAUGAAAUACUUGAGGAUGUUAGAAUUACUUUGGCUCAUGUCCACCGUCAAAACCCCGGAAAGUUUGGAGAUAAAAUGGAAAGGGCAAGUAACAACGAGAAUAACUUAUUUAAGCCUUCUAAUAGUUCUUUGAGGUUGGGAUUAUCUCCUAAAAUCGUUGACCCUGAUUUCUUGUCAGUGGGAAAGAGCAAUCAGAAGGUAAAGCCAGAUUUGAGCAAAUCAAUGUCUAAAAUAAUUGAGCUUAUGGAGAGUAUUAGUCUUCCUUCUCAAAACUCAGAAAAUCCGGAUACAUCUUUGAAGAACGAAAGGAAUUUUUCUUCCAAUAAGAGUUCAGAAACACACACAGGCUACAUGGUUCGCAUUUUCCAAUGGAAAACUUCAGAACUUGGCGAUGUCUUAGAGCACUUUCUCCGUACUUGUCAUGAUCUUUCGAAUGAAAAAGCUGAUCUCUGUAAUUUUUUUAAAGAAUUAGCUUCAGCUUUGGAAUGGGUUCUGAACCACUGUUUUUCCCUUCAAGAUGUUUCAAGCAUGAGGGAUGAGAUUAUGCAAAAUAUCGAUUGGGAUGAAUCGAGAAGUGAAGGUGAAGUAGAAGCAGGAAUUAUACAUAAGCUAUCUGAUGCAGAUAAUUUGCAUAUUCCCAUCAAACAACUUUGUAUCUCUACUAAUUCUGUAGGUGACAAUAUCAAUAUAUCUCAGCUGGGAGAACUCCAAUCUGAUGAACACAAAAAGUUGGAGAAAAAUCUGGAAAAGAUGGAAUCGGCAAAGGAAGGUUUGGAAGGUCAGCUCCAGUCUGCUAUAGGUGAAAAUGGAUCUUUGAUAGAUCAACUUGAAGCAUCCAAAGAAACUAUUGAGAGCUUGCACAUGGAACUGAACAGCUUGAAAGAAUCGAACGGUUUGGCUGAGGACCAGAUUGUAAAUCACAAGUUGAGUUAUGAAGAUCUUGAUAGACAGCUUGCCGUGGCCAAAGUUGAACUAAAUGAGGCUCGUCAACAGUUCUCUUCACUAGAAGUGGAACUGGAGAAUAAGAGCAGCUGCUGUGACGAACUGGAGGCCACAUGUCUUGACUUGCAAUUGCAGCUGGAAAGUAUGAAGAAGGAUGAGAGUCUGAAAAAUGACAUCAUUCAGGAAGGAAAGCAACUACGAACUAACUGGGAGAUCACAUCUGCUUCUGAAAGAUUAGCAGAGUGCCAAGAAACCAUUUUGAACUUGGGGAAGCAGUUGAAAGCUUUGGCUUCACCAAAAGAUGCUGCUCUCUUUGAUAAGAUCGUUCCUACUCCAAAAGAUGCAGACUCCAGCAUCGCCACCAAUAGCAUCGCGAUAAUGAUUCGAGAGUCACCCAAGAACAAGAGUAUGGCCCGUCGCUCUUCUUUGUUGGACAAAAUGCUUGCAGAGGAUAAUGCCAAUGCUACGAACCUAAAAUCCUCCGACAUGAAGGGAGAGAACAACCAUUGUUCUAUCCUCCUGGGUGGAUUGAUGGAGCCUUCAGAGAAGCUUCUCAGUUCAAAUGGAACUAAACCGACAGACGUCGACGAACCUGUUGGUUCUUUGGCCAUCAUGCCACUGAGAAAACGGGGAGCUGGGAGUCUGUGGAGAAAGCUUCUAUGGAGAAAGAAGAAAGUUAACAGCAACAAACCAUCUCUUCCAUUUAAUCAUUGAAAACCAUGCGUGUCCAACGGAAAGUUCCUUUCCUCUUUCUUAUGGCUAACGGAGGAGUAAAUAAGACCGCUUUCGAAGUGAGCCGGGUUUGUUUGCACUGCUUGUGUACAUAGCGCAAGCUCCUCUAGUUAACAUGCGGAAGUCCACACGGUUCUCGACAAAAGGGGUUGUCUUUUGUUCAAGAGCAAGCUAGCUGCCAUGGUUUGUAUAUUCACUUCGCCUCCCAGUUUUGUAGCGACUAAUAUGAAUGUGCUUGUCCAAUAAAUGUCUAUUGUGGCGUGUA